Molecule: messenger RNA, 429 nt
Organism: Mandrillus leucophaeus (drill)
Lineage: Eukaryota; Metazoa; Chordata; Mammalia; Primates; Cercopithecidae
Product: protein FAM25A-like
Exons: 4
Coding region: 37-333 (98 amino acids)
Source: RefSeq, a predicted model, not a curated record
UCAGCAUCCUAAUUGGCCACUGUCUGCUGCCACACGAUGCUGGGAGGCCUGGGGAAGCUGGCUGCUGAGGGCCUGGCCCACCGCACCGAGAAGGCCACCGAGGGAGCCAUUCAUGCCGUGGAGGAAGUGGUGAAGGAGGUGGUGGGACAUGCCAAGGAGACUGGAGAGAAAGCCAUUGCCGAAGCCGUAAAGAAAGCCCAAGAGUCAGCGGACAAAAAGAUGAAGGAAGUCACUGAGACAGUGACCAACACAGUCACAAAUGCCAUCACCCAUGCAGCAGAGAGUCUGGGCAAACUUGGACAGUCUCUGAGCUCCGGGCAGAGCCCACACUGAAUCCUGGGUCUCCAAAAAGGGAGAAUUAUUAUGACGCUAGACCAUGUGAUGCUUUCACAGUGCACUUAAAAAGUUUUUUUAAACGAAGACACUUCU